GGGCGCUGAUGUAAAUGGCAGGGAUACUGACGGGAAAACAGUGCUGCACGCUGCUGUUAUUAAAGAUUCGCUAGAAAUGGUGGAGUAUCUCGUUGAAAAAGGCGCUGAUGUAAAUGGAACGGAUGUUAACGGUUCGACAGUGCUGCACACUGCUGUUGCAGAGGGUACGUUUGAAACGGUAAAAUAUCUUGUUGAACAUGGCGCUGGUGUAAAUGGCAAGAUGAUUGACGGGUGGACCGUACUGCACACUGCUUUUACUAAAGCUACGCCAGAAAUUGUAAAAUAUCUUGUUGAAAACGGCGCUGAUGUAAAUGGCAAGGAUACUACUGACGGGUGGACAGUGUUACAUUAUGCUGUUUCUUAUGGUUCAUUAGAAAUGGUAAAAUAUCUUGUUGAACUAGGUGCUGAUGUAAAUGGAAAAAAACCCGGUGGGUUGACAGUGCUGCAUGAGGUUGUUACUAAAGGUACGCUAGAAAUGUUAAAAUACCUGGUUGAACAUGGCGCUGAUGUAAACGCCAAAAGCAAUGGCGGCUGGUCCGUUCUUUACGUUGCUAUUUCUAAAGGCACACUAGAAAUGAUGGUAAAAUAUCUUGUUGAAAACGGCGCUGAUGUAAAUGGCAAGGAUACUAACGGGUGGACAGUGCUGAACUAUGCUGUUACUAAAGCUGCGCUAGAAAUGGUAAAAUAUCUUGUUGAAAACGGCGCUGAUGUAAAUGGCAAGGAUACUACUGACGGGUUGACAGUGUUACAUUAUGCUGUUUCUUACGGUUCAUUAGAAAUGGUAAAAUAUCUUGUUGACAUUGGGGCUGAUGUAAAUGGAAAAAAACCCGGUGGGUGGACAGUGCUGCAUGACGUUGUUACUAAAGGUACGCUGGAAAUGUUAAAAUACCUGGUUGAACAUGGCGCUGAUGUAAAUGCCAAAAACAAUGCCGGGUAUAGUGUGCUUUACGUUGCUAUUUCUAAAGGUAAGCUAGAAAUGGUAAAAUAUCUAGUUGAAAAAGGCGCUGAUUCAAAUAGCAAGAGAACUAACGGGUGGACAAUCUUGCACAGUGCUGUUACUGAAGGUUCGCUAGAAGUGGUAAAAUAUCUUGUUGAAAAUGGCGCUGAUGUGAAUGGCAAGGAUACUAACGGGGAGACAGUCUUGCACUACACUGUUGGGAAAGGUGCGCCGGAUAUAUUAAAAUAUCUUAUUGAAAUGGGCGCAAAUGUUGACGAAAAGCAGAAUGACGGGCGAACAGUGCUGCACCAUGCUGUUACUAAAGGUACGCUAGAAAUGGUGAAAUAUCUUGUCGAACAUGGCGCUGACGUAAACGGCAAGGAUACUAACGGAGUGACAACUUUGGACGCUGCUGUUGGGGCUGGUGUACUGGACAUCGUCCAAUAUUUAAUGAAACAAGGCGCAAAGGCUACUGCUGGGAGAGUUCUUCAUCAUGCUGUUAGUGUUGGUGAAUUAGAUAUGGUAAAAUAUCUUGUUGAACAAUUAGCUGCUGAUGUAAAUGACAAGGAUGCUGAUGGACAGACACUCCUGCACGUCGCUGUCGAUGCUGGUGCAUUAGAAAUUAUCAAAUAUUUAAUUGAACAGGGUGCUGACAUAACUCUUAAAAGUAAAAUCAGCUUUCAUACUCUUGGCUUUGACACCAUGAAAAUAGCUGUUGUAAACAACUUCGUUGCUUUGGUCGAUCUUCUUUUUGAAAAGAACAUCGCUUGGUGGAGACGUUGGACAUUUCUUGUUGAAGGAAAGCAAAUGAGUCUUCUUGAAUGGAGUAUUCACCUUGGUCAUGAUGAAAUUACAACUAUCCUCAAGAGGUCCAUAAAACAUUCUUUGAAAAUUCGGACGUUGAAAACAAUGAAUUGCAACCAGUUAGAAGAGGUUGAAACACCGAUGCAAGUUUUUGUCGCAAGCAAUCAAUUCAAAAUUGGUGCUGGCGGUUUUUCGUGUGUCUAUGUUGGUGUCAUGAAGGAUGGAAGUGAAGUUGCUGUUAAGAGAAUUUUCGUGCAAAAUGACGAUAAAACAGUUGAAAACGAAUUAGGAAUCAUGAAUCUCAUCAAGACAAACAAAUCGCCAUUUAUAGUGAGCUAUCGACAUUUUCACCGUGACGAUACCUUCAUGUAUCUUAUUGUUGAUCUUUGCGAAGAAAACUUGAGGGAACUUGUUCAUGCAUGCAGUAUUGAACUUCUACAAGAGCAAGGUCCACGAAUGAUUUGGGAAAUUCUAUCCGGACUUGAAUUUCUUCAUGGUAAAGGAAUAUUGCACAGAGAUCUAAAACCAUCAAACGUCCUGGUUGAUAUCGAAGGUCGCAUGAAAUUGGCAGAUUUUGGAAUAAGCCGCGUUCUAAAUGACGAUGAAACGACAGUCGAAACAUUCGCUAAAGGUACUCGUGGAUGGAUGCCGCCGGAAGUAAUCAAGGCAAUAGACAAAGAUGAAAAAGGUCGUUUCAAAAAGAAAUCAGAUGUCCACGUCGCGGGUAUGAUUGCCUUCUUCAUCUUAAAGAAAGGUGAACACCCUUUUGGAUCUUCGUUAGAACGAAUGAAAAAUAUUUCAAAAGGAAAUCCUAUCAAUCUGAAGAAACUUGGUGAUCGCGAAGCUCGUAGGUUUGUGUCGUCGCUGAUUCGUCACAAGAUUGAUGAUAGACCUUAUGCUGACGAAGCAUUGGAAGAUUCUUUUCUCAUGCUGUCAAAAACGACACACCGAGGCCACCGUUUUAGCGCAUGAAAUCAAGAAAAUAAAAUGUUUUUUGGACUUUGCCAUUUCAUAUUCCUCAUUAUUAUAUACACAAGCGCCAGAUAUGAGGUAUGCUGCAAUUUCAUUGGUUGGCUACU
This is a messenger RNA of Dendronephthya gigantea, 2820 nucleotides long. Its product is annotated as putative ankyrin repeat protein RF_0381. Gene Ontology annotation, biological process: protein phosphorylation. The record is from RefSeq and is a predicted model, not a curated record. Bases 77 to 2713 code for a protein of 878 amino acids. NCBI's taxonomy places the organism in Eukaryota, Metazoa, Cnidaria, Anthozoa, Malacalcyonacea, Nephtheidae. Gene Ontology annotation, molecular function: protein kinase activity; protein binding; ATP binding. The transcript is spliced from 3 exons.